AUGUCCACACAAUCAGGAAUCACAGCCUCGAAAGAGCUCUUAUCUUCUUUCAAUUCUAUCAAUGGGGAACCUAUGAUUAUCCGGGUUUCUGAAGAUAGCACAAGUUUGAUCCCAGAUUCCUCUUUCAAGGGUUCAACUGGAAUAUCUGAUGUUUUCGAAUCGCUUAGUUCAUAUCUAUUGGAAACCCAUCCACAACCAGCAUAUUUGGUGAUUCCUACUGAAGCUGGGGAUCUUGCAUUCGCUAGUUAUAUCCCAGAUGAAGCGCCUAUCCGUUCAAAAAUGCUUUACGCUUCUACUAAGAACACUUUAGUAUCUCAAUUGGGAGCUAAUUUUAAAAAAUCACAUCAAUUCGCCUGGAGCGAAAUUGAAGAGGUAUCGAUGAAGAAUUUUCUCAGAUCUUUUGAAGUAUCCGAGAAGCCAUUGACUGAAGAAGAAAAACUUUUAGAUCAAAUCAAUUCUUUACAGAGCUUUUCUAUUGCUGAAGCCUCUGCCAAAUCAAGUUCUCCUGCCUAUAAAAAGCAGCUUGUUUCCAUGCAUGAUAGCUCUGGUUUAUUAUUCAAAGUUCAAGAGGAUUUGGAUGACUAUUUCCAAAAGGCAGGGCAGUCUUCAGUACAUUCUUUGAUCACUUUUGCCAUUGAUUUGGCUUCUGAAAGGGUCAAGUUGACAUCAUCAAAGCAAACAUCCACUGCCACCUUAAUUUCCACUUUAGAAGAAUCAACAACCCCACUGGAUCCACAUCCACAAUAUGCUCUUUACCAUUAUUCUCCACACAAAUUUGCAUUCUUGUAUUCGUGUCCUCUGGGAUCCAAAGUAAAGGAGAGAAUGAUUUAUGCUUCAAAUAAAAAGCCAUUAGUGACUUAUAUCAACUCCAUCUUACAACAAUCAGAGUCUUCUGCUGCCAUAGAUAAGAACUUGGAAGUUGGAGACCUUGACGAAUUAGAAAUUUCAGAAUUGGAUGACCAUGAACAGGAACUGACUACCACCACUAGAGGUUUACGUUUCAAUAAACCUAAAGGUCCACGUCGUCGUUAG
Messenger RNA from [Candida] anglica, 1032 nucleotides. Lineage: Eukaryota; Fungi; Ascomycota; Pichiomycetes; Serinales; Debaryomycetaceae. The record is from the annotation of a GenBank genome assembly.